Symbiodinium necroappetens is the source of this 969-nucleotide messenger RNA. The record is from the annotation of a GenBank genome assembly. NCBI's taxonomy places the organism in Eukaryota, Dinophyceae, Suessiales, Symbiodiniaceae.
AUGGCGUCGACUUUUGGCAGUGCGCGCCGCAUGGCAGUUCUGAGUGGCCACGUGCUCUUACAGCCUGCAAGCAACAUACUGGAUCCUGUUGAAGUUGCAGAUGCAUCCGCAGAGCUGCAGCUUGUUCGUCGACAGGGUCAUUCUGUUCCUGAUGCAAUGAAGCAGGAAGGGAGUUCAGCGGUUAUGUUCUUCGAGAACCAUGCUCGGAGACUGUCCCACGCCGAGAAAGUUCGAACAAUGCUCCACACGAUAAGCAAUGGCACACUGUCAACUUCGCAUCAUGAAACUGGCUGGCCAUAUGGAAGCAUCGUUAACUUUGCUACAGAGCCAAGACCAGUGUCAGAUGGUGGUCCUCGCAUUGUGACCUUCGUGUCACGCUUGGCAGAGCACACUGCAAAUCUGCAAAAGAAUUCUCGGGCCUGCAUCUUGGUGUCCGAAGUGCAGGGUAAAGGCGACCGCUUGGCGGUUGCACGAGCAGCUCUCAUGGUGGAAGCAUUACAAGUCCCAAAAACGGAAACGGCCAAGGAUGCUUUUCUGUCUGUUCAUCCCAAUGCAUCGUAUGUCCAUUUUGAUGACUUCUUGUGCUUUGAGCUGUCAGUGAAGUCCAUCCGCUACAUUGGAGGUUUUGGUGAGAUGUCCUGGGUGAGUGGUCAGGAUUUCGCUUCUGCAGAGUAUGAUCCGGUUGCUGCCGACGUGCACUCUGCCAAAAGUGCAGUCGAUCAUUGCAACGACGACCAUGCUGAUGCAGUGUUGGAUAUGGCCAAAGCCUUUGCCGGUCUUCCACUGGCUGGAAAAGCCACAAUGCUUUCCGUGGAUCGCUAUGGCUUCGAUGUGCUUUGCCAGAUGCCAGAUGGCUUGAGGCGCAGCCGUGUUGAAUUCGCAAAGCGGUUGGACAGUGCUGCAGACUUGAGAGAGGCAAUGAUGAGCACAACGCAGUCAGCGCGGGAGAAGUUGCCGAAGAACGUGUGA